AUGUUCCGGUCCUUUCUCGUCUAUCAGGAGAGUGGCGGUUCAAGCAACGAAGCAGAGUCCGACGGAGAGGACAUAGAGGACGUGGAAUUCCACCGGGAGGAAGAGUCUUCUGACGAGGAGACCUCGCAGGUACGGGCGUUCAGGGAUGAUUCGCCUCAAUCACUGGGCCGUUCCCCAGUCUGUGUUUACGCUGCGAUGGACGCAGAGCUUUGGCCGUCAGACUCAGAGUCGGGCAUGCAGUUGGAGGGGCGCAAGCGAAGCGAGCGGGGAGAAAGCGAUCAGAGCGCAGAGUCCCAGCUACGUGGGAGGGGUCGUCGCCGGGUGAUCAUGUCGUCAUCGUCUAGUUCGGAAGCGGAAGCCGAUGAGGGGGGGGGACAGUCGGCUACGUCGAGCGAGUGGGGCGACCUUCAUGAUGACGACGACCAUGCAUGGGACUGGGACGAUGAGCAUGAAUCUGGAGAGCUGCGCGAGUACUUCAGCGUCUGCCGCAUCGACCUUCAUCUGGGGCAAGAUUACAGGGAGUCCCUUGCGCCCCAGGCGGUGUUCCAGCCUGGACAACCGGUGGAUGCUCUCGUAUCCACAAGGGCCGCCGCAGCCGGGCCCUCCGUCCCAGAUGCUUCCAGGUCUGCCCCUUUGACAGCGGCCACGUCAGAAGUUCCUACCCGCGUCACCUGCCGCACCGCAGUGCAGGAGACGACGCCCUCUCCUCGGGAGGUCGGGCAACGGAGCACAACCCCUUUUCACGGCCUCGUUGACCCAAGCCACUUCAGUGACUUCCAGCGCAAUCUGAGAGCCGAGAGGCAACUGGCAUCCUCGCAAACAGCAACCACGGCUGGCAUCAACCGCCCUCAGGAACCAAGCCCGGCUGUUGAGGCUCAUGCGCAAGUGCAGACCGGGUUGCCAUCACAAGUGGACCCCAUCCUGGCAGCCGCCCAUUUCUUCCACGGACUUGGCGUCGUGACUGUCACCCACGACCUCCAGGAGAAGCUCUUUCCGAACGGCCAAGUCCGGAAGGCUCCCUGUCGCUGGGGGUCCCUCAAGCCCUGGAAGGAGGCAAACCUCAGCAACUGCCUUUCCGAAUUUGCCAAGUCGGGGCGCAACUCCAUCGCCAUCGUCACGGAGAAAUCUGACAUUUUUGCGCUCGACGUGGACGUGAAGGACGGGGGCUUUGAGGCGCUCGAACGAAUGCUCGACGAGCAUGACAAUUUCCCAGUCGACACGCCCCGCCUAACCACCGGCAACGGGGGGCUGCACAUUCUCUUCUCCCUAUCCCAGUCUGAGGAGGCCGGCCUGCUCAACUGCAGUAACAGAGCCCGGAUCCGCUACAAGGGCAAAGCGGUGGGCAUCGAUGUGCGCGGAAGAGGGGGGAUGCUGUACACAGCACCCAGCAGCUAUGUGGGUCUUGAUGGUACGCUGCGGCGCUACAUGUGGGAUCGGGAGAUCUUGCCCGACCGCUCCAAUCUCAGAGCUGUGCCAGACUGGCUCAUAUCCAUCCUGAACGACGGCGGUGAAGCACCAAGCGGGGGUGUGGUGUGUGUAACUCGGGAGGGGAACAAGGCCAGCGAGUCGCAGGCUGUACCUUAUGGACCCCCUCGUCCGAUCGAAGACCCUCAGCAGAUUCCCCCAGCAGCGGUCCUGCAGCGCGUCAAAGCCUGCGUGGCGGCCACUGGCGACAGCGCUUCCCGCUUCGAUCGCCUCAAGGAGGGCGUCAACGGGCCGAUGUACGUCUUUCGAGUGGACGGUUUGCGCCGCUGCCCAUAUGGCAAUCAUCACAACGGCUCGAACAACUUCAGCGUGCUGGUGCGUGGCAGGGACCUGCUUUAUUGCUGCAGCAGCUCGGAGUGCCAUGGGGUUUGCCCCUACCCGAAGAUCGGAGAGCUCACGCGCUCCGAGGCCAUGAUCGGGGGUGCGACCGGGGCCUUCCAUGCUGACGACUCCACCGCGAUCUCUGCGCUGGACAAGCGCUUCGUGGAUUUUUGGGCCUUCGAGGGGGACGUCGGUGGCAGCAAGAUUGUUGCUGCAAUGUACGCACGCUGCGGCAGGCUGUGUUUUGAUGGUGAAAGCUGGCACUACUGGAACCGGCGGUGCUACGUAGCAGAUGAGAAGAGCGCAUUCUUCGUGAAGAGCGUUCUCAUCAAUCAGCUGAGGACCGUAUACAGGCGACUCAAAGACGAGUUGAAUGCAGCGAUCAAGGCAGCCGCCGACGAGAAAAAGAAGAAGGCGUUGUGCGAGAAACUCAAGCGCCUGCGCACUUACAACAACAGCCGCGAAAUCUCCAGUACUCUGGAUCUCGUCCGGGGGGAGCUGUUCGCUCCUGACUUUGCCCAGCAGCUCGACGCGAACCCAGACAUCCUCAACGUUGGGAACGGCGUGCUCCUUCUGAGAACGGGCGAGCUGGAUCUGCACAGGCCCCAGUACAUGUGCUCCAAGAUCGCAGAGACGGACUUCAUG
Molecule: messenger RNA, 2451 nt
Organism: Klebsormidium nitens
Lineage: Eukaryota; Viridiplantae; Streptophyta; Klebsormidiophyceae; Klebsormidiales; Klebsormidiaceae
Source: the annotation of a GenBank genome assembly